Molecule: messenger RNA, 1657 nt
Organism: Mastomys coucha (southern multimammate mouse)
Lineage: Eukaryota; Metazoa; Chordata; Mammalia; Rodentia; Muridae
Gene: Kpna2
Product: karyopherin subunit alpha 2
Exons: 10
Coding region: 168-1406 (412 amino acids)
Biological process (GO): NLS-bearing protein import into nucleus
Cellular component (GO): nucleus
Molecular function (GO): protein binding; nuclear import signal receptor activity
Source: RefSeq, a predicted model, not a curated record
CACCGGGAAAUUUAAAUCGCGCCGGCCGGCAGCACGAGGCACAAAGUCUGAGGUCUGAAGGGCCGUAGACGUUUCGACAGCCGCCGAUCCGCAGCCGGAGAGCCCCCGCACCGACUUUUCUGGAGGUCUGAGCCGGCUCUACAGCUUUACUCAUUGUUCCUGAAACCAUGUCCACCAACGAGAAUGCUAAUUCACCAGCUGCCCGACUUAACAGAUUCAAGAACAAGGGCAGAGACAGCACAGAAAUGCGCCGCCGCCGAAUAGAAGUUAAUGUGGAACUUAGGAAAGCUAAAAAAGAUGACCAGAUGCUGAAAAGGAGAAACGUCAGCUCGUUUCCUGAUGAUGCUACUUCUCCACUACAGGAAAACCGAAACAAUCAGGGUACUGUAAAUUGGUCUGUUGAGGACAUUGUUAAAGGCAUAAACAGCAACAAUCUGGAAAGCCAGCUCCAAGCUACUCAAGCUGCUCGGAAACUGCUUUCUAGAGAGAAACAGCCUCCGAUAGACAAUAUCAUCCGGGCUGGUUUGAUCCCAAAAUUUGUGUCCUUCUUGGGCAAAACUGAUUGUAGUCCCAUUCAGUUUGAAUCUGCUUGGGCACUCACCAACAUUGCUUCUGGAACAUCUGAACAGACCAAAGCUGUGGUGGAUGGAGGUGCUAUCCCAGCAUUUAUUUCUCUCUUGGCAUCUCCCCAUGCUCACAUCAGCGAGCAAGCUGUAUGGGCUCUUGGAAACAUUGCAGGUGAUGGGUCAGUCUUCCGAGACUUAGUUAUCAAGCAUGGUGCAAUUGACCCACUGUUGGCACUUCUUGCAGUUCCUGAUCUGUCAUCCUUGGCAUGUGGUUACUUACGCAAUCUUACCUGGACGCUUUCAAACCUUUGUCGGAACAAGAACCCUGCACCCCCCUUAGACGCCGUUGAGCAGAUUCUUCCUACUUUAGUGCGACUCCUGCACCACAGUGAUCCAGAAGUAUUAGCAGACUCCUGCUGGGCUAUUUCCUACCUGACUGAUGGUCCAAACGAGCGCAUUGAGAUGGUUGUGAAGAAAGGAGUGGUUCCCCAACUUGUGAAGCUUCUAGGAGCUACUGAGUUGCCCAUUGUGACUCCCGCACUAAGAGCCAUAGGGAAUAUUGUCACUGGGACAGAUGAACAGACUCAGAAAUUUAAGGCUGCGGAGAAACUAGGUGAGACAGAAAAACUCAGUAUAAUGAUUGAAGAGUGUGGAGGCUUGGAUAAAAUUGAAGCACUACAGAGCCAUGAAAAUGAGUCUGUAUACAAGGCCUCAUUAAACUUAAUUGAGAAGUACUUCUCAGUGGAGGAAGAGGAAGAUCAAAAUGUGGUGCCAGAAACUACCUCUGAAGCAUUCGCCUUCCAAGUUCAGGAUGGAGCUCCCGGGACCUUUAACUUCUAAUGUCCAGCCAAGGCACAAAGUAGUUAGCUAUGUGCUGUGCUAGUCUAUGUUCUCAUAAAUUUGUCCUACUGUUUCUCUACUAAGAACUCUUUUUAAAUGUGGUUUGUUAUUGUAGCACUUUUUACAAAAAAACUAUACUUGAACAGUUGUAAACUGUACAUACUCUAUGAAGCUGUCCUCUGAGUUCAUUUCUAUGUGGAAUUUCGUACCCUGUCGUGUCCUGUAAAUAAAGAUUAAGUUCCAUUCUUUAA